This is a messenger RNA of Fusarium vanettenii 77-13-4, 1698 nucleotides long. RefSeq lists its product as uncharacterized. Bases 1 to 1698 code for a protein of 565 amino acids. The record is from RefSeq and is a predicted model, not a curated record. The transcript has a single exon. NCBI's taxonomy places the organism in Eukaryota, Fungi, Ascomycota, Sordariomycetes, Hypocreales, Nectriaceae.
AUGGAUCCAUUGUCUAUCAUUGCAGGUGUCGCCGGCAUCGCCACGGCUGGUGUCUCCCUUGUGGAGGUGCUCUUUGACACCAUCGACUCAUACCAAAAUGCCCCCAAAGACAUCGUCUCAAUAGCGCGGGGUGUCCAGGAUCUCUCCAUCAUUUUGGACCAACUAAAACAAGUCCUCAUCGAUGGGCGAAACAUGCAUACAAGAUGGCUUCUCAAAUCCGUCGCUUCAGCCAUCAGACAAAUCGAGUAUGUACAUGCUGAAGUAUGGGGGCUCAUCCCUCGAAGUGGCUCCGGAUUUGAGAGGGUCAAGUGGACAUUUCGGAAGGGGAAAGUCAGAGAUCUCAUGAAUAAGAUCGAGACUCAAAAGAGCACUGUGCAGCUCGUCUGCACGACCCUCCUCCUGGCCAUUCAGCAGAAGAAAGUCACAAAACACAGCAGGCGACGCCCUGGAAAUGAUUCGGAGAAGUAUGCGAGGAGCAGGUUGAGGAGACAAGCCGAAAACCUGGUCAAGACUGCUCAUGAGUCGCUUCUCGACUUGGCCCAGAGCUCGCACCGAGAGGAAAUCGAGGGGUCUUCCACCGACACCUCCCAAAGUCAGAGGCAUGAGCCGCAGACACCACUUAUCGAUGGCUCCCCGACUACACCCACCAUUCGUGUAUCAGGCCCCGAGCAAGACUUUCCGGAUCACAAUGAAGCUAUUUCACCCCAGAAAACCCCCGACGACACAGCUCUAUGGAUCUACGAUAUGGUUUUCUAUCCGACAGCCGAAAGAAAAGCUCACGAGGGAGAUGUCAGGCCCCGACCUGAUGACAGCAAUGCCCUCAUCCUCCGUAACCCACAGGGCACUGAUAUUGUCUUGGCUUCAAAGAGGCCAAUGGCGGCAGAAGUUGUUGACGAUCUUCUCUACGACUGGACUCACUUGAGUUGGCAUGACAUUAAGGAGACGUCUGAGACUGUGCAGGCGGAGCCCCCAGAGCAACCAAGGAGAUACUCGGAUGAGCGCCUUGGAGAUGCACAGGUCUCGAACCUAGAACCACCGCGCCAGUCAAGACGAAAGACGCGCCAUCAUCGAGGAGCCUCUGAGGAGCAUAUUCGGCGAGGUAUAAGUGUCGAAUACGAGAGCGAAGGAUCCUCGGGCGGCUCAGCCAGAUCCGAACACUGGUCUUAUAUCGACAGUCAACCAUCUGACUCUCAACGAGAAACCACAAGAAGGCGACAUUCCGCUCAAGAUUCAGAGCGAGAACCGCCAACUCCCCCAAGUGGAUACAGGACCAGGUCGUAUUCAGAUGUGGGCCCAGAACCGAGAAGAAAUCCACGUCAUGCAACUGUCGAGGAUGACCCAGAUGAUUCCAUGGAUGAACUGGCGAGAAAACGCGCCAGAGCCAGGUCUGCACAUGAAGAAGCCAAGCUCCGAGCAGACGUCGAGUUUGAGAAGCAUCGUUCACACACACAACAGCCAUCAAGAUCAAACACGAACCGAAGCCGAGAUCGAGAGGCAGACGACAGUCCAGGCAACAGAGAGGAUCAUUCAAGCAAACCCAACCAGAGUCGGAUACAGAGGGCUGCCGCAGCGAGUUUAAUCGCUGGGGCGACUGAAGCGUUUCGUGUCUAUAAAGAGCCAGGCGGCUGGAAGGGUGACAAGACUAGGAGGGUAUUGACAGCUGCAGCCGGAGCUGCCGGAGUUGAAUCGGUGUCGUGA